ACACAAGUUAUAUGUAGCUAAGCGUUUAAUGUCUAUUUUAUAAAGUUGUUAACAAAAUUAUAUAUUCAAAAUUUUCCUUUAAAAAAAUGUAUAAUUUUGUAUAAUGGAAACGAAUAUAGAGUACAUAUGCUGCAACCAGGCACCUAGCUCGUCUAGUUCGACAAAUAUAUUUUGUGAUGGUGAAAAGUUGUGCAGUCCAUGUGGAUGUUAUCGGUGCUGUAAGUCCGCCUUUUUUAAUGAUCAUACCUAUUCUAUCUUGAAGAGGAUAUGUCAUAAGAUAAUAAAAAAUCAUAAUCGACAAAGGUGUCGAGAAAACUAUUCAGUUUUCGACGGUGGUAAUAGCACAAUCUUUAGGCCGGUAGUCAAAGGACAAAAAGAUGGGGCUGAUCUAUUUAAUAAUUGUAUGGCAACCGAAAGCGUAUUUCGCAGAAACGGAUAUAAAGAAAAAAAAAAUGAAGAUGUUCACGUGCCUGACUCGAAAAUAAAUGGAAAAGGCAAUGCCUCAUGGUAUGAAAAUAUGGGUAAAAGGCUAAAUAGUAAAAAGCCUUAUCUUUCGGGACAGAACAAUGAAAAUAAUAUUGGGGGGGAGACUAAAAUGAUCAGAAAAGGGACCAUUCGUGACGAAAAGGGAAAGAAGAACGGGGAGACUGUGCCCCAAAACCACAUUGAUGUUUUUGAAAACGGCCCUAUCAAAUUCAACAAAGAAACCAACAAAAAAGAUGCUAAAGAAUCAAAAAAACGUAAGGCAGGGGCGGAUUACGACAAAGAUGAGUCAAAAAAAUCAGCAAGUGUUAAAGCUUUAGAUCGAAAUUAUGAUAUAGAUGAAAAACAUGGGAGAGAUAAAAAUCAAGGAAUAACUGAAGGAAGAGACAGAAAAAGUAGAGAAAGUAAAGCUAAACAAAUCAAAGUAGAAAAUAAUGUGGAUCAAGGUGAAAUAAAUAAGAAUGAAGAGAAGGGAGGAAAAAAUGGGAAAAAUAGAACAAGUAAGACUAAGCAACCGAAAUUGAAAAGAAUGUAGAUCAAAGUAAAAUAAAUAAUACUGAAGAGAUGGAAGGAAAAGAUAAGAAAACUAGAACGAGUAAGACUAAACAACCCAAAAUUGAAAAGAAUGUAGAUCAAAGUAAAAUAAAUAACAAUGAGGAAAAGGAAAGAAAAAAUAUAAAAAGUAAAGCUAAACAAUCAAAUAUGGAAGAGAAUGUAGAUAAAGGUGAAAAAAAUAAAAAUGAAGA
This is a messenger RNA of Drosophila serrata, 1229 nucleotides long. RefSeq lists its product as uncharacterized. NCBI's taxonomy places the organism in Eukaryota, Metazoa, Arthropoda, Insecta, Diptera, Drosophilidae. The record is from RefSeq and is a predicted model, not a curated record.